Sinocyclocheilus grahami is the source of this 1379-nucleotide messenger RNA. RefSeq names its product barH-like 1 homeobox protein. Lineage: Eukaryota; Metazoa; Chordata; Actinopteri; Cypriniformes; Cyprinidae. Bases 105 to 1004 code for a protein of 299 amino acids. Gene Ontology annotation, biological process: regulation of DNA-templated transcription. Gene Ontology annotation, molecular function: DNA-binding transcription factor activity, RNA polymerase II-specific; DNA binding. The transcript has 3 exons. The record is from RefSeq and is a predicted model, not a curated record.
AAUUAUAAUCUAAAUUUACAGUUGUAAAUCUACCAAUUUUCGCCGUAUCACCAAAACCAGUGUCAGAAAGCACAAAUGCACAUUUGAGAUCGAUUUGUCUCGCGAUGGAGGUAUCAAACGGGUCGAGCUUUGGGAUCGAGUCUAUACUUUCUCACAGACCGACCAGCCCGUGUAUGUCAAAGGGGGAGUGCAGGUCUCCAGCGGAGUUGAGCCCCCGGUCGGAUCUGGACAGCGGCUGUUCGUCGCCUCCCUCUCCGAGACGGACCUCGGUUGAAGACGCGGUGCAAAGACACGCUCGCGCCCUCGGACUGGACUCUCCUUUACAAAUAUCCCAGCAGCCGCGAACAGUCACGUCCUCGUUCUUGAUCAGAGACAUACUAGCGGACUGCAAACCCCUGGCUGCCUGUGCUCCUUAUUCCAGCACUGGGCAGUCAGCACAAGAUCAUGAAGACUGCAUGGACAAACUUCACAGCAAUUCGUCCUCGGACAGUGAAUACAGGGUGAAAGACGAAGCUGAUCGAGAAAUCUCCAGCAGCAGAGACAGCCCCAGCUCCCGGCUGAAGAAGCCUCGGAAAGCGCGCACUGCGUUCUCGGAUCAGCAGCUGGCGCAGCUCGAGCGCAGCUUCGAGCGUCAGAAGUACCUCAGCGUGCAGGACAGGAUGGAGCUCGCAGCGUCCCUCAACCUCACCGACACACAGGUCAAAACAUGGUACCAAAACCGCAGAACGAAGUGGAAAAGGCAGACAACAGUUGGACUGGAGCUCCUCGCGGAAGCAGGGAAUUACUCAGCUCUACAAAGAAUGUUCCCAUCACCCUAUUUUUACCCUCAAAGUUUGAUGUCUAACCUCGACCCGGGACCAGGGCUGUAUCUGUACAGAGGGCCGUCCGCGCCUCCACCACCGGUUCAGCGGCCUCUGGUCCCGAGGAUCCUCCUGCACGGUCUUCAGGGCGGCGGAGACCCAGCGUCUCUCCCUGGAAUCAUACCGCGACAUACGCCGCGAUGAACUGAUCCAGCCUGACAAAAAACUCCAACCUCAGGAACGACAGGGUUGCGCUUGGACAAUACCCAUGUAUACUGAACAUAUAAACGCGCAAUAAUAGACUUCCCAAAUGACUCUGACUGACCAAAAGGUGAAUGCUAACUAUUUAUUAAACUUUAACGUGCGGAAGUAUCAGAAAAUGAUUUGACGAGGUUCCAUCACCACAUGACCCUCCUGACUGCUUUCUGAAAGAAGUUGCUUUCCCCCUAAGAAAUGGCGUGGUUUAUGUGCACAAAAUUAAGACGCAAGCCAAUCAAAAUAAACAUAUCCUUAAAAAAACAAUUCAACUGAACCAUAUGCAAUACAAUUGUGGAUUUUUUUUGUUGAUAAAAAUGCAUU